Molecule: messenger RNA, 1338 nt
Organism: Puccinia triticina
Lineage: Eukaryota; Fungi; Basidiomycota; Pucciniomycetes; Pucciniales; Pucciniaceae
Exons: 14
Coding region: 1-1338 (445 amino acids)
Source: RefSeq, a predicted model, not a curated record
AUGUCUCUUAGCGGCACAUUCCUAAUUAUUUUAGCUAUCAUUCAAUAUGUUCAAGUGAUCGCUGGAUCCCCGACAUCGAAUAAUUCAUUGCAAAAUGGCCUAAACAUCACUUCUGAAGAGGACACAAAAGUGUUAUGCAAACCUCGGCCGUUGGAACCGCCACUAUGGUCAGAGUUCGGUAUGAACUCUCAUUUGUACAACUAUCCAAACGGUACAAUCUUAAACUUGCAGCAAUAUGCUUCGCAAGUUGGCGCGUUGGAUUUCGAAUGUGGGAUAGGCAAAGUAUGCAAUGCAGGUCAAUUGUGCGAAAAUGUCUAUGGUCGGGAUUGGUAUGCGUUAGUGGCAGCACAAAAUUGGAACAAUUUUGUCAACAUCCUUUUUCAAGCCAGCGGUGAUGCGUUUGACUCAGCUGCUGAUAUACUUCCAACCAUGUUGGUGGAUCUCGAAAAGGACCCCACAAGAACUCCCAGGCACGUGACCGCUUGGUUAUCACUUGUAUCUAAUUGGAUCAGCUCUUUUCCUUCUUCCCUUUUCAAAUCGUACGGACCUAUUGCAGGUACAAUAUGGUCUUGGGGACAAAUUUCAUGGUUGGGUUUAGUUAUGACUUUGUAUCAACUUGGUGCCUUUGGCUGGGUGGAAACUUUGAUGAUUGUUGGAAAUGGAGAAGACCGCUUUACUCGGUCCUCCUCCAUAUCAUGGGUUUUAGGGCAAGCUCAACAUGCGGUACAAGGGAUACUCACGAACAUCACCGAAGAAGUAAUUCAAGCUGGAAUUAGCACCCAAAAAGGCCUCGCAAGCAUAAAUCAAGACGGAAUAUUCCUCUCAGAGACGCCAGUCAUUGAUCGAGAAACUGUGCAAAAAGAAUACGAAAGAAUGAUAAAGUUGAAAACCUUGGUUAAGAUUUGGAGAGAACAGAAUGUAUUUAUCAUCCGAGGAGCAGAUCCUUGCACGCAAGAAGGGCCCAAUGGCGCAUACGAUGAUCCAAACCGACUUUCGUAUUGCGGGAAAGACUCCAUUAUGAUGAGUAUCGUCCGGGGUGAUAAAGGGGAUGGAUUUGAUCCUACUAUCUUCCGGGCUCCUUUGGUCGAGGCCAAAUAUGGAUUCACAACCGAGUAUCUUACGACUGUAUCUUGGGAAUGCCAGAAGAAGUAUGGUGCUUUUGAGUUUGAUCCCCAUGUUUGCAGGAAUAUGACCACUGUUCACAACCUGCAGAUGAAAGAUGACUGCUCGGUGAAUCUACCAGUGUGCGAUUGCACGACGACAGAUAUCAGGUCCGCUCUACGAAAAGGUAUCUCAAUUACAAAAGCGUGCCGAGAUAUUAAUGGGUUGCCCAUCUGA